AUGUUAGAACCGUUUGCUUAUUUCUAUAAUACCACGGUUCAUAAAACUACAAAUCAAAUGCCAUAUUAUUUACACCAUUUGAGAUACCCGCAUAAAGGAUUGGAAAGAUUUGCUAAAUCCGGAAAUCAAGGUAGAGUGGAUUUGGAUUUACCAGCCAAAGCCCUAAAAUCAUAUGCAGAAAAAUGUUAUCAGGAAGCCACACAAUCAAUAAUUAAAGCCAGUGAAGGAAAAGGUGUGGGAGAAGAUGACAUAAAGUUUAAAUGUGGAGACCUUGUGUUAACCUUGAAUAAAACAAAGACAGGAAAAUUCGAAAAUAAUUAUUUAGGACCUUUCUACUUGAAGAAGCUUAUAAGAAGAAAUGCGUAUUUAGCGAAAUACGAUAUGGAGAGGAAAACUUAA
Molecule: messenger RNA, 399 nt
Organism: Strongyloides ratti
Lineage: Eukaryota; Metazoa; Nematoda; Chromadorea; Rhabditida; Strongyloididae
Exons: 2
Coding region: 1-399 (132 amino acids)
Source: RefSeq, a predicted model, not a curated record